GAUCAGUUAUCUUAACAUUGGGCAGGUUUCGAAACCUAAACUUUUCUUUAAAAUUCUUUUUGUGGGGUCGAGUUAAGUUUAUGUGAACCUUUCUGCGCUGAGUUUGUAAGGUUUAAAACUAUUCCCUGCGAGACCGUUCUGAAAGAUGACCCUGUCCUGGAUGCUGUGACAUUUCAGCAGGAGGGUGAAAGGAGCCCACUUCCUUAUGUCUCCAGUUUGGUGCAUGACUAUUUGACUCAGUUCCCUUCUUAUCGCACUUGUCCUCAGAGAGAAGGAAGGAAGCCAACAGCGGGGUUGGUUCCGAUUUGUUCCUGUCACACCCUCUCUUCGUUGCUAAUGAGGUUUGAUGUUCCGGCUGUUCCUCCACCUAACCCCAGCUCCUCAUUAUGUUAUCCCAAGGUCUGACUGUCAACAUUUCCGAGAUGGCUCCCUUCCUUCGGAUUGGCUUCUCCAACUUUGACAGCGGACCGUGCCCACAAGCUGAGGAAGUGCAGAAUCCUUUCUGUGCUGUCAUCGUGAAAGAGCCAGUGGAUACAGAGAAAGGGCAGAUCUUCAUGCAGAAAAAGCCCACAAUGUACCCUCCUUGGAACAGCACUUUUGACGCGCACAUCAACAAAGGCCGAGUCAUGCACAUCCUUGUCAAGGGCAAAAGUGUUGAGCUGAUCUCCGAAACUACAGUGGAGCUGAAUUCCCUGGCAGAGAAAUGUAAACGCAACCAAGGAAAAGCAGACAUCUGGCUAGAUUUAAAGCCCCAGGGCCGAAUGCUAAUGAAUGUGAAGUACUUUCUUGAACAAAAUGAAAACAAAGCAACUGCAGAAGGUGAAACAGAAGGUUUGUUUGCAUUGCACCAGAGAAGAGGAGCCAUCAAGCAGGCCAAAGUUCAUAAUGUCAAAAACCACGAAUUUAUAGCGACAUUCUUCCCACAGCCCACCUUUUGCUCUGUCUGCCAUGAAUUUGUUUGGGGAUUAAAUAAACAAGGAUACCAGUGCAGACAGUGCAAUGCUGCAAUUCAUAAGAAGUGCAUUGAUAAAAUAAUAGCCAAGUGUACUGGAUCAGCAGUCAACAGCAGGGAGACCAUUUUUCACAAGGAACGGUUUAAAAUAGAUAUGCCUCAUCGAUUUAAAGUCUACAACUACAAGAGCCCGACUUUCUGUGAGCACUGUGGGACUCUCCUAUGGGGUCUGGCCAGGCAAGGUUUAAAGUGUGAGGAAUGUGCCAUGAAUGUUCAUCACAAAUGUCAGAAUAAAGUAGCAAACCUGUGUGGUGUUAACCAGAAGAUGAUGGCUGAAGCCUUGGCUCAAAUAGAGAGUGAACAACAGGCCCGUAACUUGCGUGAUCAAGUGGAAAUAGGACGAGAAAGACCUGUUGAAAUUAACCAGGGUGUUGUCAAAAAGCCGUCAGAAGGUGAACAGGCUGCUGUCUCUGCCAAGAAAGAGGUGCAAGGAAUCAGCUGGGAAACUCCAAUUGAAGAGGAAGACUCAUCGUCCGACUCUCCCACCUAUGAGGAACCCCACCGAAUCGACCAGCGCAGGUUCACAGUUGACGACUUUGUCCUUCACAAAAUGCUCGGAAAAGGGAGUUUUGGCAAGGUCUUCCUUGCAGAGCUAAAGGACAAGAAUCAGUUCUUUGCCAUUAAAGCAUUGAAGAAGGAUGUGGUGCUGAUGGACGAUGAUGUGGAAUGCACUAUGGUUGAGAAACGGGUACUCUCUCUUGCCUGGGAACAUCCAUUUCUCACUCACCUCUACUGUACGUUCCAAACCAAGGAGAACCUGUUCUUUGUCAUGGAAUACCUGAAUGGCGGUGACCUGAUGUUUCACAUUCAGAAUUGCCAAAAGUUUGAUGCACCAAGGGCAACGUUUUAUGCUGCGGAAAUUAUUUGUGGUCUCCAGUUUCUUCACGCCAAGGGCAUUAUUUACAGAGAUCUGAAGUUGGACAACGUGCUGCUUGAUCUAGAUGGUCAUAUCAAAAUUGCAGACUUUGGGAUGUGUAAAGAAAAUAUUUCCAAUGAUGCAAGGACCAGCACAUUCUGUGGAACACCUGAUUAUAUUGCCCCAGAGAUCCUGCUGGGACAGAGGUACAGCAUGUCAGUGGAUUGGUGGUCCUUCGGAGUCCUCCUCUACGAGAUGUUGAUUGGCCAGUCUCCUUUCCAUGGCAACGAUGAAGACGAGCUCUUUCAAUCCAUCCGCACAGAUGACCCGAUCUACCCCCGCUCACUGGGCAAGGAGGCAAAAGACAUCCUCAUCAAACUCUUUGUUAGGGAGCCGGAGAGAAGACUUGGAGUUAAAGGAAGCAUUCGGCAACAUGCCUUUUUCCGAGAUAUUAAUUGGCAGGCAUUGGAAAACAGGGAGGUGGAGCCGCCUUUCAAACCCACUGUGAAAUCAUCAAGUGACUGCAGCAACUUUGACAAAGAAUUCCUGAACGAGAAACCCAGACUGUCAUGUGCAGACAGGACCCUCAUCAACAGCAUGGACCAAAACAUGUUCAACAACUUUUCAUUCACAAACCCAAAAAUGGAGAGAUUGCUUUGACGAAGAUCAGAGGACAGCUGUAAAAUAUCUUACCUCGGUAACACUGAAGAGUUAACACUUCCCAUUCACCCUUGACCACAGCAUGGUGAUCGUUACAUUCUAUGUUAAACGUGUGGCAUGAAAAUAGCUAUCAUGUAAGUUAAAUAUACUGGAAUGUCCUGAAUAUCCAUGUUGAAAAUCACUUUAUGGUAACAUCCAAAGCAUCAGAGAAGAGAUGCUAAUUUUAUUUGGAUUGGAAGGACAAGGCAUUUAUGCCUAAACUUGAUGGCUAUAAUCUUUCAGCUCAAAGACUUAAGCACGAGACCAACACUGCAAGUGGAAACAUUUAGAUUUUGAUUAAGUGUUUUAAUAAGUGUUUGUUUCCAUGCAAAUUGCUAUGGAGCAAGAAUGCAAAUAACAGUUGAUUCUAGGAAAGUAUUUUGUUUCUCGGUUGUGUGCAUGUGUGGACAUUUCAUUCUCAGGUAGUGUCCUGGCUUACAAUGAACUAGUGCUGGGCUGCUUGAAAGAUAACUCACAAACUCAUUCCUGUCCAAAUCACUGACCCAUAGACCAAAACACACACAUCCCCUUUACAACCCUUGGCAUUAUAUAAUAACGAGCAUUUUGUACAGUGACGCUGCGUAAUAUACACCAUGACAGCCGAGCGGGAGGAGGGGGGGGGUGAAUUUGCUGACCCCCCGACAGAAUGGGUAAAUCACAUUGUUCCUUCUUUGAUGGAGUGAAUGUUCAGCUUUUGCAUCAAACCUGAUGUGCAACCUCCACUCGGAGCCUGAGUUACAACGCAAAGUGACGGAAAUGAAACAAAAGUGCUCAACACGUUGGCCAUUGACUACCUUCUUGGCAACUGGAAGGUGGAGAUUUCACACGCUGUUGAAAUUCCACUCCCUUUGUCUCUUCAUUGUGUGCAGGCUUUUCUUCCAGUUUUGAGGUCAUCAGGUCAGUCCUGCUACAGCCUGCCACUGGGGUUCCGUUAACUACAUGCAGUUAGCAGCCCAGGAAGACCAUUAGUGUGCAACUAGGGGAGAAUAGAAACCUAUUUCAACAGUUCAUAUUCAUGUGCAGUUCACAUUGGACAGAACCAGCAGGCUUCCAUGAACCCUGGGAAACCAGCUGAAAUGAGUCGGGAACAUCAAUCAUGUGAUAUGGGCAGCAAUUCCAGGCCAGCCACAUUGAUCAUGCACUGGAAGAGGAGAAAAUAACCAGGACUGGAAAUGAGCAACUUGGAAACAUUUCCCAUAUUGGAUAGUGAGUCAUCUUGAAAGGAGGGUCAAAAUGUAUAAGGGCGUUCUUCUCUUCAGGAAUUUAGAUGGGACAUCCCAAUAAAAAAGGUCUUGGACUGUUGUUAAGUCAACAAUUUUGAUGUAGACCCAGUAUAACUUGAAGUAGUUACUUAGGAUGUGACCUUGCCAUCAACUGCAAUCUUAUCUCUUGUGACCUCUUCCACUUUACUUACUCAAUGCUACUCUGGAUAUUUUGUGUUUGAAUUUUCCCCUAAGCUCCAAUACAAUGCAAUGCAAACACCCUUCAUUCUUGCUCCAUCCUUGCAAGUCUGAAUUCAGGAUUAAACAACAAUCGAACCCCGGAUCUCAUAACAGGCCUGGACAGAAUAGGUGCAGGAGGGGGAUGUUCCUGAUGGUGGGAGAGUGCAGAGCCAGGGGAAAUAGUUUAAGGAUAAUAGGCUAAACUUAUUAGGACUGAGAUGAGGAGAAAUGUCUUCCCUUAGAGUGUGGUGAACCUGUGGAAUUCACUACCACAGAGAGUGGUUAGGCCGAAACAUUGUGCUUUCAAGAAGGAGAUGAAUGUAGUUCUUGUAGCUUAAAGGGAUUAAGGGAAAUGGGGGAUGGCAGAUUAGGGCAUUGAUUUCAAUGAUCAACCAUGAUCAUCAUAAAUGAUAGAGCAGGCUCAAGGGGUCACAUGGCCUACUCCUGCUCUGAUCUCCUAUGUUUCUAAAUAAUCAAAAUCUCUACUUCCCUCGGCCCUUUUUUUUAUCCCAUGUAGAGAUGUUUAUGACUUAAACUAAUUACCUUACUCGUCUUGUCUCUUCUUUAAACAUUACUGCACCCUGCACUUUUUGACUUUCAAGAUGAAUUGAGUCAUAUUUUCAAGUGGCAUUACUUCCUUACACCUGGUACAGACAUUGCUAUUAGUUACUUGAUUGGAGACAGUGCUGUUCCCUUCAUUAGUCACUGAAUCCCCUGUGCAUUUUUCUUACUACGAAGGCAUGUUAUCCUUUCCUAGUUAUUCUCCAAAUACUUACGUGAACCCUCUAAUCUUCGCAAUUACUUUCUACACCCUUAAAGUUUGUCAUUGAAAUACUUUCCUCACUCGAUUGCAUUUGAAACGCAGUGCAUUCAGGAGCUCUACCAUUUUGUGAUGCAGAUUGAAAGGGAAGGCUAUGUCUUCACACAUGGGUACUGUGCUGUGAUCACUGACCUUGGCUCUGUGACUGUCAGGUCUCAACUGGGGAGUAUAGAAGUCAAGGCAGGACACAGAGAAAGAAUCUUGACUUCAGCAACAACAGAACAGUGAGAGGCCAAUGAGCUAAAACUGCAUUCUGUUUCAACUUUCCACCAAUAUUGAGUGGGAAUAUUGGUGUGAUGUGAAAUACACUACUGCAAAGGGCAGUGGAAGCAGAUUCAAGCCUAUACUAACUUUCAAAAGGGAAGUGGAUAAAGGAAAAUAUUCAGAUGGCUAUAGAAUAACUCAAAGCACCAUCCCAGCUGUCUGACCUCUUCCUGUGCAGCGUAAUUCUUUGAUGCCCCUACCACCCUUGAAUCAAAUCACUUGCUGACACACUACCGGAGGGAACAUCGGGCUGUAAUAUUUAACAACUUGAGACGGGGAGGGGGGGGAUUGAAAAUAAAUACAAACCUAAUGUUUAUAUUUAACCGACUCAGGUACUUUGGUGAUUGACUAUGCAUUGUGAUAUUUGUGCGGGUUACAGAUUUAGCAAGCUAAUUCCACCCCCCACCCUAGAAAUACAUUCUCACUGAUUUUGGAUAGUAACACAGUUCCUUCAGAAUGCCAAUUUUCUUUAUUUCUGUUUACACAAAAGUUGAGGUGCAAUCCAUACCUUUUUCUACACACAAGUCUAUGAAUGAAGUCAAGGUAAAAUUGACUCGGUUUGACAGGAGCAGCAGUGGAUUAUGAACCAUUUUAAGCAAUGCAAUGAUGAACAGGAGAUCGUCCAGCUGAAUGUUUGUGUUGUCUCAUCAGGCCAGUGAAUGGGAGACCUGUGGGGUUAUGCCUUUGUCAUUUUUUAAAAUGUAUUAUGUGUCUACUUGAAAUGAGCAGAAAUUAAUGUCCCUGCUUUAUUUGCCUUUGUCAAAGUACAUGUGAUGUGUACUGAGGUGUUAUAUACUUUGCGAGAUAAUGUACAAGUAGAAGAUAAUGUACAAAUUAAGAUAUGAGUUAACAUUGAAAGUUGGGCAAGCAUGUAAAGGGGACUUUUUUUGUUGGGUUUAUGCAACUUUGAUGUCCAGUGCUGGAGGCACUUAAGAUGAAGAUUAUGUACAAAUGUUGCCUUCACAGAUAAGGUUAAAUAUUAAAAGUAUGAUGAAACCUACCUACUUAGUGAUUAUUAACAGCCCAGGGUCUGGAAUAACAGGACUUUGUACAGAACGAGACACUUCUGUUCUUCGCUGUCUGUGAUAUCCCAAUUCAGACAGGUUCCAACAACUUUGCCUCAUUUUGUAGCAGGAUUAACUACAAAUAGUCCAAAGCUACUAUAAUGUGGCUUAUUUUUGGCAUUAAACAAUACAUCUAGCUUGCUCCCCUGGGAGUUCUUGUUGAUGAUUCUAGAUAUCAAUAGUGGAAAGACAUUUCCGAUCUCCAGCACUGUCAGACUAUUGCAUGCCCAUGGCACGUGUUUAAAAUUCACCCCAGUAAUUAAAAGAAUGAAUAGAUGUCAAUGUUUAAUAGUAAUGUGAAACUAGUGAAAUAUCAAUGUAAAAUUACCUCAUUAAUUUACUUGGAUAAAAUAAA
Molecule: messenger RNA, 6512 nt
Organism: Chiloscyllium plagiosum (whitespotted bambooshark)
Lineage: Eukaryota; Metazoa; Chordata; Chondrichthyes; Orectolobiformes; Hemiscylliidae
Gene: prkcq
Product: protein kinase C, theta
Biological process (GO): protein phosphorylation
Molecular function (GO): ATP binding; diacylglycerol-dependent serine/threonine kinase activity
Source: RefSeq, a predicted model, not a curated record